UGAUUGAAGAAGGAGAGAAUGAUGAUGAUGAUGCAUCAAAGAAGAAAACAAAAUGAAGAAGAAUCGAAGAAUAAUACAAGAAGGGUAUCAAGAGCGGCUACUUAAGAAAAUUAGAUUAGGGUUUUCUUUUAUUCGGUUAACCGAUCGGUUCGAGUGAACCGAACCGAAAUUCUCGGUUAACCGAACUAAAUUUGAAAGUAUUCCGAUCGGUUAUGAUCAAUUAGUAUGAACCGAACCGAUUUGUCCAAAUCUCGGUUCGAUUCGGUUCGGACAAAUCGGUUCGGUUCGAAUUCCCAGGCCUAGCCGUAGGCAUCCUUAUUAAAUCUCUUCUACAGGAGCUUCAGAAGAAGAGCUCUUCAUGCUUCUUUAAGACUAUUGUAUCACCUUGGGUUAAGCCUAAUUGCCUUCUUCUUUGUUUAAGGGUUCGUCCUCUUUCGGAGUGUAAUUAUUCUGCUUUGUUCUGUUCUCUUUUGGUUUUAUUUUAUGUUUCCGAGGAUUUCUAUUAGUUCGCCGGCUUUGUUUCCCUCUUUUGGACUUUUAGACUUCCGAGAUAUCUAAAAGAAAACAAACUUUGCAGGUCAUACAUUUAUAGUUCAAAAAAGCUCCCAAGCGAUAUUAUCGAGACAUUAUUCCCACUUCCCACUUCCGGCGCCGGUGGAGCUGUAGCUCGCCGGCGUCCGGAUAAACUUCUUCUACUCCGAUUUUUCUGCAGUCUUUUUAGCCCUUUCUGUAAUCUUUUAGCUUUUUUAACCCUUGUUAUGCUCUUGUUAAUCUUUUCAACUCUUCCCCAAAUCCUUUUUUCAACCCUUUCCAUGUUAGAAUCCAGAUCUGGUCCAUGCUUUCAUCUCCCAGCCGGUUCUACACCUCCUGCCGCCUGUGGUUUCCACACACUCUAUUUAAAGUCAACUUUUGCAUCUCAAGUCUCCUAUCAAAGGGAGAACGCUCCCCCCACCAAGUGCUCAACUUGGCUGCGGCAGGCCCGGAGCUCUGCGUUGACGCCGGAGACUGGAGAGUUCACAGCGACAGAAGCAACUGACCUUCCAUCCUUUUUGACAGAUCUGAUAGCAUGUGUACUGACGAUGGAAGACUCAAUCCCUGCAGCCCAUUCUUCAUCUUUAUCAUCUAUGGUUCGUCUAGAUUGUGUACCUGAAAAUCUCAUCCCCGAUCUGCCGCAGCUUUUGGUGGUGAAGAGAGGUUCCAAAAGUCAAACCCUAGUGCUGACUUCCACUACUGUUGGGCUUAGUCCAGAAGUUCUCUUCCCUCUUUUCAGCCCAUUAACCAAACUACCAAAGGCCAUGAAGACUUUAGCUGACUUCAGCCCAUCUCUUCUAAGGCCCAGUUCUGCUCUUAUUUGUAAUUUGGCAAGUUCUUUAAUAAAAUUAGUCUCAUUUACGGAGAAUAGAGUUUAUUCCUCUAGGAUAAGUAUGAUGGAGUUAGCUUGGACUUGUCUUUCUCUCUCACGAUACCUGGCGGAUAGUUUAAACCUUUUUGGUUCCGAUACAAGUCUGAUCUUGAAGCAGUGUAGAGCUCUUCAAGUUCUAUCGACCCUUCCCGUAUUAGUUCCUUAUGUCUCUGUUUUGACUGGCCGUCGACACCACGAUAGCAGAGCAAAAGACUUUUUAGGCUGGUUAGAUAGUUAUUCUUGUCAAGGUCAGAUAGAAAAUUGUUAUCGAAACCCUCCCAGUCCCUUUUACCACCAAUCGUCUAAAGGUUUGAAGCUUGGUUCUUGUUUAAUCUUUCUUUGCCUAAAUGGCUACAAGCUUUGUGUGGAAUCCCUUAAUCUCCAUGGUCAAGUACUUCAUGUGAGAGAGGAUCCACCUGCUCUAUUACAGUUUUGCAAAUAUCACUCCCGAACCCUUGUUGUAGCUUCAUCCAGUGUCUUGAGAAUGGAUCCUAAACGACUAAAGGUCUCGGACCUACUGCUCCUUUACCUUCUCAUGCCGGCGAGAAACCCAACCUGGCCUUCCUCUUCAACGUCACUUUGUCUGAUGACAGUGACCUCUUUGUCGUCCUUUGCUUCGCUUAUUGACGACCAUUCGACAAACCGUGACCUCACAUGUGACAUAAUGCUUCACCGCCUUUGUUUCAAAGUUCUCAUGGACUCUUUGUCGUUUUACCGUAUUUAUCUUAUUCUAUUUUUUGAGAAUGUCUCCUUUAGCUACCUUUUAAGCUUUGUGAUAUUCGAAUCACUUAUUGUACUUGGUUGA
Molecule: messenger RNA, 2207 nt
Organism: Capsella rubella
Lineage: Eukaryota; Viridiplantae; Streptophyta; Magnoliopsida; Brassicales; Brassicaceae
Exons: 1
Coding region: 759-2207 (482 amino acids)
Source: RefSeq, a predicted model, not a curated record